This is a messenger RNA of Parnassius mnemosyne (clouded apollo), 753 nucleotides long. NCBI's taxonomy places the organism in Eukaryota, Metazoa, Arthropoda, Insecta, Lepidoptera, Papilionidae. The record is from the annotation of a GenBank genome assembly.
AUGUCUGGGUUUCAGUAUGGAAACAAUCCCCAAUACCCGCCUCCACAAAAUCCAAUUUAUCCUCAAAUAUAUAAUCCUGCAAAUGCUCCACCACCAAGCCAACAGGGGCAGCCAAAUUUUACUGGGUAUCCAUCCUCGGGUCAAAACCCUCAUUACCCAUACCAACCAGGAUUUGCAUACCCAUAUCAACCAGGGCCAAAUAUUCAACCCACUUCAGUUCCAGCGGCAAUGUCUUACCCAAGUACUAUGCCAGUGUAUGGAGGAUAUGCUGGCCAACCUUCAGCACCAACACAAAACUAUGGGCCAUCAAUAGAAUGGAUCCCAACUACACCCAGGGAUGCCCCAACAUUAAGUGACAAGGCAGUUAUUGCUGGUUAUGAGGCAUAUGAUGGUAGUCCACUUUGGGUCAUCAGAGCAAGAUAUGAGGGAGAUCUAAUUCCUGGGAAACUUGCCAUCAAACAUCACGCUGCUUAUGUACCAUGGGGUGGAAAUGAAAAUGCUGUUCAGAAUAUUGAGGUGUGCUGUGCCCGUCCAGAGAGGAUUCGUUGGGUAGAAACUCGUGAUGGUUCUAUUCCUCCAAAUGCUAUUGUUGGCGGCAGUACUUCAUCUGGUGAACCAUUGUAUAUAGGCAGAGCCAAGGAACAGGGAUCUUUAACUCCUGGAAAGGUACACCCAAGUCAUAAAUCAAUGUAUAUAUCAUUUGCAGGCAAGGAGGUUGCCCACAAAGUUUAUGAAAUAUUGUGUCAAGUUUAG